GCCUCUUCCCCGUGUUCCUUUUAACAGUCCCGUUCUUUCGCUGGGAUAUGAGCAGAUGUUGCCCUUCCCUGCUGCCAAUGUGAAGUAUCAGAAGAGAACAGUUGGAACUUUCUGGGACAAGAGAGGACUGUUUAUUCUCUCAUACUUAGAUUUUAGUAAGUGAAGAGCUCAAAGUAUUGCAAGUAAAGACGAGGAUUCCUCCUCCUGCCCAGGGCCUGUCAUGGAUGAGGAGACUCAGCACAGCCUUGAAUGCAUCCAGGCUAAUCAGAUUUUUCCCAGGAAGCAGCUGAUCCGAGAGGAUGAGAACCUUCAGGUGCCGUUCAUUGAGCUGCACGGGGAGAGCACGGAGUACGUGGGACGAGCAGAGGAUGCCAUCAUUGCCCUUUCCAACUACAGGCUCCACAUCAAAUUCAAGGAAUCUGUUGUGAAUGUUCCAUUGCAGCUCAUUGAGAGUGUGGAGUGCCGGGAUAUAUUCCAGCUUCACUUGACUUGCAAGGACUGCAAGGUUAUAAGGUGUCAGUUUCCCACGUUUGAGCAGUGCCAGGAGUGGCUGAAGAGGCUGAACAAUGCCAUCCGCCCCCCGUCCAAGAUCGAGGACCUGUUCUCCUUCGCCUACCACGCCUGGUGCAUGGAGGUGUACGCCAGUGAGAAGGAGCAGCACGGGGACUUGUGUCGCCCAGGAGAACAUGUAACUUCCAGGUUUAAGAACGAAGUGGAACGGAUGGGGUUUGAUAUGAACAAUGCCUGGAGGAUUUCCAACAUCAAUGAGAAGUACAAGCUGUGUGGCAGUUACCCCCAGGAGAUCAUCGUUCCCGCCUGGAUCACGGACAAGGAGCUGGAGAGCGUGGCCAGCUUCCGCUCCUGGAAGCGCAUCCCUGCCGUGGUGUACAGGCACCAGAGCAAUGGGGCUGUGAUCUCCCGCUGUGGGCAGCCCGAGGUGAGCUGGUGGGGCUGGAGGAACGCCGACGAUGAGCACCUGGUGCAGUCCGUAGCCAAAGCCUGUGCCUCAGACUCCAGGUCCAACAGUAACAAGUUAAUGAAUGGGAAUUGUUCCAGAGAUUUGUCCAAUGGAGGGGACCUUUCUGAUGUGGAAUUUGACUCCUCCAUCUCCAACGCCUCAGGAGCAGAGAGUUUGGCAAUCCAGCCUCAGAAGCUUUUGAUCCUGGACGCGAGAUCUUACGCAGCAGCCGUGGCCAACAGAGCCAAGGGGGGUGGCUGUGAAUGCCCAGAAUAUUACCCCAACUGUGAAGUAGUGUUCAUGGGGAUGGCAAACAUCCACUCCAUCCGCAAGAGCUUCCAGUCGCUGCGCCUGCUCUGCACACAAAUGCCAGAUCCAGGAAAUUGGCUGUCAGCUCUGGAGAGCACCAAGUGGCUGCAGCACCUGUCAGUGCUCCUGAAAUCGGCGCUGCUGGUGGUGCACGCCGUGGACCGGGACCAGCGGCCGGUGCUGGUUCACUGCUCCGACGGCUGGGACCGCACUCCCCAGAUCGUGGCCCUGGCCAAGCUCCUGCUGGACCCCUACUACAGGACCACAGAGGGUUUCCAGGUGCUAGUGGAGACGGAGUGGCUGGAUUUUGGCCACAAGUUUGCGGAUCGCUGUGGCCACGGGGAGAAUUCGGACGACCUCAAUGAGCGCUGCCCGGUGUUCCUGCAGUGGCUGGACUGUGUCCAUCAGCUCCAGAGGCAGUUCCCCUGCUCCUUCGAGUUCAACGAAGCAUUCCUUGUGAAGUUGGUGCAGCACACCUACUCCUGCCUCUUUGGAACAUUCCUGUGCAACAAUGCGAAAGAGAGAGGAGAGAAGCACACUCAGGAACGGACCUGCUCCGUCUGGUCUUUGCUGCGGGCAGCAAACAAAGCCUUCAAAAACCUGCUCUACUCCUCCCAGUCGGAAUCUGUGCUGUACCCCGUGUGCCAUGUGCGGAACCUGAUGCUCUGGAGCGCUGUUUACCUGCCCUGCUCCUCCCCCUCCACGCCCGCCGACGACACCUGUGCCCCGUACCCUGUGCCAGGCUCUAGCCCCGAAGAGCAGCCUCUGGGCAGGCUACCAAAGACAAGGUCCUUUGACAAUCUGACGACAGCCUGUGACAGCAGCGUGCCUACAACCAACCGCCGGAGCAGCGACCCCAGCCUCAACGAGAAGUGGCAGGAGCACCGCCGCUCGCUGGAGCUCAGCAGCCUGGGCCCCCCUGGGGACGACCCCUUCGAGGGGGACGGGCUGGGCAGGCAGGGCAGGGCCCCCCUGGGCGCAGAGCUCUCUGUGGCAGCCGGGGUGGCAGAGGGACAAAUGGAGAACAUCCUGCAGGAGGCCACCAAAGAUGAUGUUGGGCUGGAGGAGCACUUGAGGGGUGGCCUGGAGGCAGCAGGGAAAGGGGAUGAGGUUGGCCUGGAUAAGGAGAAGAGAGCUGACGGUCUGUGUGGGGAAAAGGCCGAGGUGGAUACAGGUACCAUAACGAACAGUCCCACAGCCAGCCCCCACCCUGCCUCACGCGGCGCUGCCGAGCUCAGAGGGCAGCAGGACGAGCACAGCCAGCCCAGCAGCGCUCUCCAGAAGGCACCUCAGGGCAGAGGGCUGCAGGCUGCUCCUCCCGAGGGCUCUGGAAACAGAGAUGCUCCAGACAACACGGAGGAGGAAGGUGUUGGGAAGGGUGAAGGAGGAGCAGAGAGCCCGUACGGCACGGCCCAGGCCAGCCUUGCCUUCCCUUUGACAGCCCUGAUGGAGGAAAGGACAUCCAACAUCGAAAGCUCCACGGAGACUUUAACGGAGGGCGAAGCAAAGCCCGAGCUGACGGCCAGGGCUUCGUGCCACAGAGCUCACCCCUUCGACAACAGCGCUGACGAGCUGUCCCGAACUCUGCAGAGCAGGCCGGAGGGGGAGUGCAUGAUAGAGCUCCAAAAACUGGGAUCAAGAGUGCAUAGGACUUCUGGCAGCAGCACCACACACCUCCCGAUGCCUUCCCCUUGUGCCUUGCCUCUAGCAGACCGCAAAGAUGAGCUGGUGUAUAACGGGGAGCUGGAGCUGGAGAACAAACUGGUGGAGAAACCCGCGGGACUCGCGGCCCCCAAAUUCCCCGCCACCAACGGACACUGCGUCAACGGCGAGGACGGGCGCAUCAAGGCCUCGCUGAGCAGGCAGGUGUCCACGGCCAGCUGCAGCUCUGCUCAGCUCCACCUGAGGAACUUGCACCAGAAAUGGGUGCUGAGCCAGCUCGGCAAGCAGCCGGCCAGCAGCCCGGACCAGCCGGCCCGCAGCCACCUGGACGACGAUGGGAUGCCCGUCUACAGCGACGUCAUCCAGCAGCGCCUGCGCCAGAUCGAGACGGGCCAUCAGCAGGAGGUGGAGACCCUCAAGAAGCAGGUGCAGGAGCUGAAGAGCCGCCUGGAGAGCCAGCUCCUCAACAGCUCCCUGCGGCUCAACGGCGACUACGGCGACGAAGUGACGUCUAUUCCCGACUCGGAAAGCAAUCUGGAUCAGAACUGCUUGUCUCGCUGCAGCACAGAGAUUUUCUCUGAAGCCAGCUGGGAACAGGUGGAUAAACAGGAUACAGAGGUGACGCGGUGGCUCCCGGAUCACCUGGCCGCGCACUGCUACGGCUGCGACAGCGCCUUCUGGCUGGCCAGCAGGAAACACCACUGCAGGGACACUGACCGAGUUGAUCAGCUCUGGAAUUGUGGCAACGUGUUCUGCUCCAGUUGCUGUAACCAGAAGGUGCCCGUUCCCAGCCAGCAGCUCUUCGAGCCCAGCAGAGUCUGCAAAUCCUGCUACAGCAGCCUCCACCCCGGCAGCUCCAGCCUGGACCUCGAACUGGACAAGCCCAUCACUGCCACGUCCAACUGAGCUCCCGGAGGGGGAGCAGCCGAGCCGCCCCCUCCCCAGGACACGCGGGCCCGGGGGGCCGGGCUGCGCGUGGGGGCGGGACAGACCCGAGCUGUGCCGCUGGAUUGUGGGAUUCUCCUUGUGCAGCUCCUCCCCUUCCCUGCCUGUCCUGUCCGUGUGUCCGUGUCCCCGCGCGUGCUGCGUGUACAUACAAUAAUCUAUCUGUUUGUUUGCGGGAGGGAGCUGGUGCAGGGCCAGCGUCCCUGUGGGUAUUUAUCUGUCCCACUGCAGAACUGCUGCAGGCCGAGGAGUUUGGGGAGCAGGGAGCAGAGGGAGCCGGGCCAGAGUGCAGAGCCUGAAUAGCUGCAGCCUCCAGUGCUUUCAAUCACUCCUCUUAUUCCAAACCUGAAACUGCUGUUUGGGAACCUGUUGCUGCUAGAAGAGGUGGGGAAUCUCCUUCCCCAGAGACCUUUUCCCUCUCUGUUCUCACAGUGGGUUGCCCGAGGGGGUCUCAGUCAGGUUCCUGUGCUGGUGGCUCUGUGCACAAUCCGGGAGGUCUGAGCCCUCAGAGCAGGAGCCCCUGGAAUGCUGGCUCAGGAAUGCACGUGCUGUUGGUGAGAGCCGCGCCAGGCAUCACCCCGGCCUUGCCAGGGGUCUGCAAUUCCUGAUUCAAUCCGACUAGGACAGGAGCAGAGCUCUGCCUUGUCCUUGCCCAGUCCAUGUGAGAUUCCCUCUGGGAGCAGAGCAUUGCCAUGGUCAGGUCCUGGCUGGUCACUCGCACUUUACUGGACGAUCCAAACCGAUGGAAGGUGGCCGGGACCCGCCAGCGCUGGGUGCCCUCCUGGGAUGCUCCUCCUUUCCCAGGCUGUGUUCAGUGUACUCCAGAUAGGAAAAAGCUGCCUGAGGAGCUUAAAACAAUCCAAAAUGCAUUAUGGAUUCCCCUUCCUCCUUCUGUCCCAAUCAGACUCACCUCACUGAAGGGUAAAACUCCCAAAUACCUGUUUGUAACCGACUGGUAGGUGCUGAUCCCAUUCCCUUCCCAUAGAUCCUGCUUAGUGCAAUCCGGCAAGGAGGAAGAGUAGAUCCUGCUCACAGUGCAUUCCCUAGGCACAAUCCCAAAUUCUCUACGGGAUUCCCAAGAAUCCUGGAGUAUUUGAGAGUUCUAGAUACAACAGCUCAAAAUGCAAGAAACCUUGGGAAAGGAGCAUUUUCUUUUCCUGGAAUGUCACAAUCACAUCAUCCAAAGGGAGGCUCACGGGGAGGAACCAUCUGGCAGAGCUCAGUGGGUGUGAGGGGAGAUGCUGAGGUGCUCGGACCGUGCCCUUCCCACCCUGCCGGGAUCCGUGUGCUGGUGGGGAAUGUCCAGGAAGGAGGAGGCUGCGUCCGCCUGGGAGACGGGGCUGGGGACGGACGGAGCGUCUGGGGAUCUCUCUGGCACAGCUCUGGAGAAAGGACACUGAGGGGAAAGCCAAGUGAAGGACGGCGUUUCCAGCCAAAGGUGUUUAGGGUCUGUUCCUGACCCAGUAGUGGGGCUGGAAGGGAGGCACGGGUGUGGCUGUUCGUUGGAGCAGGCUGAGGGAACGUCCGGCUCUUCCCGGGGGCGAGGGGGAGGUGGCAGGGCCGGGUGGGGGGACACCCCAACCUCGUGUGGUUUGUGGUGGAAUCAGCCCGAGCUCCGCACGUGCCAAGGGGGUCCGCUCCGGGCCGGGGCUGGAUGUACAGUGUGAAUAAAGCUUGCAGCUCUUUAGGCUUUUUUGGAUCGAUGAAGCACUUUUUUUAUUAAUAUUAUUUUUCUUUGUAUGUAAAGGAGGAAGCCGUCUCUCCGUAGCUGUGUACAGAAAUAACCCUUCUCUCCGCAAGAGAGUAAAGUGCUCCUAUAUUUUUCAUUUUUGUCAAAAGCGAGAAGUAAAUACUUUAGAAUUGUUAAAUAUAUAAAUAAAAGUGAA
This is a messenger RNA of Ficedula albicollis (Collared flycatcher), 5760 nucleotides long. It is a transcript of the gene MTMR3, whose product is annotated as myotubularin related protein 3. The transcript is spliced from 21 exons. Gene Ontology annotation, biological process: regulation of autophagy; dephosphorylation. The coding region runs from base 221 to 3835 and encodes 1204 amino acids. The record is from RefSeq and is a predicted model, not a curated record. Gene Ontology annotation, molecular function: metal ion binding; protein phosphatase binding; phosphatidylinositol-3,5-bisphosphate 3-phosphatase activity. NCBI's taxonomy places the organism in Eukaryota, Metazoa, Chordata, Aves, Passeriformes, Muscicapidae.